Molecule: messenger RNA, 2516 nt
Organism: Helianthus annuus (common sunflower)
Lineage: Eukaryota; Viridiplantae; Streptophyta; Magnoliopsida; Asterales; Asteraceae
Product: receptor protein kinase-like protein ZAR1
Exons: 1
Coding region: 241-2367 (708 amino acids)
Biological process (GO): protein phosphorylation
Molecular function (GO): protein kinase activity; ATP binding; protein binding
Source: RefSeq, a predicted model, not a curated record
AAACACUCAUGAGUAGAAACAAAACAAAUGAAAAGAUCACAUUGCUUUCCUUCUACUUCUAGGAAUCAAUGUGGGUAGGACCCAACCCAUUCACUUCUCAUUGUCCAUUUCUCAUAAAUACCACCACCUUCCUCCACCAUCACGCCACCCACCACCACCAUCACCACCACCACCACAUAUAAUACCCAAUCACACACUUCAACAAAAAAUCUUAAAAAUUGUCUUUUACAAGCUCUCACCAUGUUGAACCUUUAUAUCACUUUUUAUAUCAUUUUCUUUUUUCUUAAUCAUGCUUUUGCCAUCACCUCCGAUGGCCUCUCUCUCCUCUCUCUAAAAUCCGCCGUUGUCGACUCCGACCCCACCGCGCUUUCCGACUGGACCGACAACGACACCACCCCGUGUCACUGGACCGGAGUCACGUGCGCCAACAUUUCUGGCGUCUCCGACCCAUCCGUCGUCGGAAUUUCCCUCACCGGAAAAAAUCUCCGGGGAUACAUUCCGUCGGAACUCGGCAACUUAAUCUAUCUCCGGCGACUCAACCUCCACAACAACAACUUCCACGGCCCGAUUCCUGACCAAAUCUUCAAUGCGACAUCGCUUCACAGCGUUUUCCUCUCCGGCAACAAUCUCUCCGGCGAACUUCCGGCGACCAUUUGCAACCCCCCUCGUCUCCAAAACAUAGAUUUAUCGCACAAUUCUCUCUCUGGAACCAUUCAGAAGUUUCUAGGAAACUGUCGGGAGUUACAACGGCUAAUUCUCGCCGGAAAUAAAUUCUCCGGCGAAAUUCCGGCCGGUAUAUUUCCCAAUUUGGCCAAUUUAGUUCAACUUGAUCUCUCUUCGAAUUCGUUCACCGGAUCAUUGCCGUACGAUAUCGGGCAAUUGAAAUCGCUAUCCAAAACUUUAAAUAUCUCUUCAAAUAAUUUUGGCGGGAAGCUGCCGGAAUCUUUGGGUGAUUUACCGUUGACCGUUAGUUUUGAUCUCCGGCAUAAUAAUUUCACCGGAGAAAUCCCACAAACGGGGUCGUUUACGAAUCAAGGUCCAACGUCGUUUUUAAACAAUCCUUCGCUUUGCGGGUUACCGUUGCAGAAAACAUGCGGUGGGAAUAAGUCGGUGAAUUUUCCGGCGAAGAGUUUUCCGGUGACCGGAGAUGAUGGCCGGAAAAAGGGGUUGACGGCGGGGUUGAUUGUGUUGAUUUCCGUGGCGGAUGCAUUUGCAGUGGCGUUAAUUGGAUUAUUUAUUGUUUAUUUAUAUUGGAGGAAAAAAGAUUUAAAUGGUUGUAGUUGUGUGUGUAAAGUUAGAUUUGGAGGGAACCAAAAAUCCAAAUUAUGUUCCUUGCCUUGUGUGAGUGGAUUUCCGGACACGGAUUCCGAGGUGGAGUCGGAGAAGGGUGACGCGGUUAGUGGCGGUGGCGGCGAAGAGGGAGGACUUGUUGCUAUUGAUAAAGGGUUUAGUAUCGAGUUGGAUGAGUUGUUGAGAGCUUCGGCUUAUGUGUUGGGGAAGAGCGGGUUGGGGAUCGUGUAUAAAGUUGUGUUAGGGAAUGGAAUUCCGGUGGCGGUGAGGCGGUUGGGCGAGGGUGGUGAGCAGCGGUAUAAAGAGUUUGUGGCGGAGGUUCAUGCGGUCGGGAGGGUGAAGCAUCCGAAUGUAGUGAAAUUGCGAGCUUAUUAUUGGGCGCCUGAUGAGAAACUACUUAUUAGUGAUUUUAUUUCGAAUGGUAAUUUGGCAUCAGCACUACGCGGUCGAACAUCUACGGUGCUUACGUGGGCAACGAGGCUAAAGAUCACCAAAGGUACCGCAAGAGGCUUAGCGUAUCUACAUGAAUGUAGUCCUCGAAAAUUUGUUCACGGAGACAUCAAACCGUCAAACAUUCUCCUAGAUAACGAGCAUCAACCGUACAUAUCUGACUUUGGUUUGAACCGCCUUAUUAACAUCACAGGAUAUGACACGUCGUGCUCUGGUGGCUUUAUGGGCGGGGGGCUUUCGUACUUACAACCAACGCAAACCAAAAAAGUCAACAACUACCGAGCACCCGAAGCCCGGGUGUCAUCCAACCAGCCUACACAAAAAUGGGAUGUGUAUUCUUUUGGUUUAGUUUUACUUGAAUUGCUAACGGGAAAGUCACCGGAGCUUUCAUCUCCAACAACCUCGACUUCGGCUGAGAUCCCGGAUCUAGUUAAGUGGGUCCGUAAGGCGUUCAAGGAGGAAACCCCAUUAUCGGAUAUGGUGGACCCAAUGUUGCUUCAAGAGGUACACGCGAAAAAAGAAGUGUUAGCAGUGUUUCACUUAGCUCUCGCGUGUACCGAACAAGACCCGGAAAUUCGACCACGAAUGAAAACAAUCUCCGAGAGUCUUGAAAAGCUUAGAACAUAAGCCAAAUGUCAUUGACCUAUGUUUGUUUUUGUUAAAAAGGAUGAGUAAGUUUAGUUGAUUUUGGUAAUUAUGUAAUUUCUUUUCUAUUGAUGUAAAAUAAAAGUAUAUGUUUGGUGAUUGAAAAUUCUCUAAUUUUUUUUUAUCGAAAA